This is a messenger RNA of Sorex fumeus (smoky shrew), 2192 nucleotides long. It is a transcript of the gene GDF10, whose product is annotated as growth differentiation factor 10. Gene Ontology annotation, biological process: BMP signaling pathway; osteoblast differentiation; SMAD protein signal transduction. The record is from RefSeq and is a predicted model, not a curated record. Gene Ontology annotation, molecular function: cytokine activity; growth factor activity. The transcript is spliced from 3 exons. Gene Ontology annotation, cellular component: extracellular region. NCBI's taxonomy places the organism in Eukaryota, Metazoa, Chordata, Mammalia, Eulipotyphla, Soricidae. The coding region runs from base 17 to 1450 and encodes 477 amino acids.
UCCGCAUCCCUUCACCAUGGCCCACGGUCCCUCUCGGACCAGCCCGGGGCCCCAGCUGCUGCCUCUCCUGCCUCUCCUGCUGCUGCUGCUGCUUCGGGACGCCGGCGGCAGCCACAAGACCCUCGCUCAGUCCCCCUGGUCCGCGGCCAUCGACGGCCUGGUGCCAGACAAGGACCCCCAGGGGGACCCGGCCGCCGCGACCACCUCUCUGGGCCCCGGAGGAGACCAGGACAUGGUCGCUGUCCACAUGCUCAGGCUUUAUGAGAAAUACAGCCGAAGGGGUGCGCGGCCCGGAGGGGGCAACACCGUCCGCAGUUUCCGGGCCCGGCUGGAAAUGGUCAACCAGAAGGCCGUGUAUUUCUUCAACCUGACUUCCAUGCAGGACUCAGAAAUGAUCCUCACAGCCACAUUCCACUUUUACUCAGAGCCCCGGUGGCCCCGGGCGCGUGAGACACCCUGCAAACAGCGGGCCAAGAAUGCGUCCUGCCGCCUUCUGCCCCCCGGCCCGCCCUCACGUCAGCACCUGCUCUUUCGCAGUCUUUCACAGAACACAGCUUCACAGGGGCUACUCCGGGGGGCCAUGGCCCUGGUGCCCCCACCACGGGGCCUAUGGCAGGCCAAGGACAUCUCCCCCAUCGUGAAAGCAGCCCGCCAGGACGGCGAGCUGCUUCUUUCUGCUCAGCUGGAUUCUGGGGAGAAGGGCCUGGGGGUCCCGAGGGCCAGUCUUCUUGCCCCCUACAUCCUCAUCUAUGCCAAUGACUUGGCCAUCUCAGAACCCAACAGUGUGGCAGUGACGCUGCAGAGAUACGACCCCUUCCAGGCUGGAGACCCGGAGUCUGGCGCAGCCCCCAACAACUCAGCAGAUCCCCGAGUGCGCCGUGCUACCCAGGCCUCUGGGCCCCUUCAGAACAACGAGCUGCCAGGGCUAGAUGAGAGACCAGCCCAUGCCCCCCAUCCCCAUCACUACCACAAACACGAACUCUGGCCCAACCCGUUUCGAGCAUUGAAACCCCGGCCAGGCCGCAAGGACCGCAGGAAGAAGGGCCAGGAGGUAUUCCUGGCCUCCUCGCCAGUACUGGACUUUGAUGAGAAGACCAUGCAGAAGGCCCGAAAGAAGCAGUGGGACGAGCCGAGGGUCUGCUCCCGGCGGUAUCUGAAGGUGGACUUCGCAGACAUCGGGUGGAAUGAGUGGAUCAUCUCGCCCAAAUCCUUUGAUGCCUACUACUGUGCGGGAGCCUGCGAAUUCCCCAUGCCCAAGGUCGUCCGCCCGUCCAACCAUGCCACCAUCCAGAGCAUUGUGAGGGCUGUGGGCAUCGUCCCGGGCAUCCCCGAGCCCUGUUGCGUUCCUGACAAGAUGAACUCCCUUGGUGUUCUCUUCCUGGAUGAGAACCGGAAUGUGGUUCUGAAGGUGUACCCCAAUAUGUCUGUGGAAACGUGUGCCUGUCGGUAAGAAGAGUCACUCUGAGGACCUGGAAGCCCAGCCCUGCCCAGCCCCUGCCUGGCAGUUCAGCACCCACACGUCCCCUCUGGAGUGGGGGCUUGAUGAGUGGUAGAGCUAAAAGACAGAUCAGGGCCGAACACCUGGCUUCUGGGUUCCAGAAAGAUCUUUUCCCCAGAACAUCUUUCUGGAAUCUUCCAUUGCUGGCAUCGUCGCUUCCUAAAUGCCAAUUUAGAUCUGAAUGACCUGGGAUAAUCUGAGACUCAGUCCUGGCUGACCGCUGAUCUUUCCGCACUGCCCUGAAGACCUGAAAACCCAAUGCCCAGCUGACUCUUGCUGUCAUCAGUCCGUUGUCUGGAAAUAACCUCUGUUUAAUCAAUUUAAAACACUUUGGCCUCAUAUUGAAACUGGAACCCAGGGCCUCCCUAAUGGUAUAAGUGGAUGUUCUCUUUCUACCAUCGUGGCAAAAGCUUUUAUACAUACAUUAUGAACUUAUAACCAACUUUGUUUUUUUUCCCUUAAUAUAUAUUUUAUUCUGAAGCUAAAAGGAACACGUUGACUUCAUACACAGGAAUAAUCAUGCUGGUGACAUGUACGUUGUUUAAACAUGCAUAUUAAAAUAACACACACAGUAAUAUGUUGGGAUACUAAAAAAUAACCAAGAUUUUUAUAUUUUUGUAAAUUAUACUUUCUAUACUGUAGAUUGUGUAUGUUAUGUGUUUUUAUGGCUAGCUAAUAAAGAUACAGUGGUAUC